This is a messenger RNA of Dacryopinax primogenitus, 1554 nucleotides long. Its product is annotated as peptidyl-prolyl cis-trans isomerase-like 2. The record is from RefSeq and is a predicted model, not a curated record. Bases 1 to 1554 code for a protein of 517 amino acids. The transcript has 4 exons. Lineage: Eukaryota; Fungi; Basidiomycota; Dacrymycetes; Dacrymycetales; Dacrymycetaceae. Gene Ontology annotation, biological process: protein peptidyl-prolyl isomerization; protein polyubiquitination; protein folding. Gene Ontology annotation, cellular component: catalytic step 2 spliceosome. Gene Ontology annotation, molecular function: ubiquitin-ubiquitin ligase activity; peptidyl-prolyl cis-trans isomerase activity.
AUGGGCCACGGUAAUAGCAACAAGCUGUAUAUCACCCACGCCGAGCACACCGGCGUCGCCGGUGGACAGCAUAGUGCCUCAUCCUCUGGCUAUCGUGCGAAGGCGACAGGAUCCGACCUCCAACAGUUGCCUUUCGACUGCUGCGCUCUCUCCCUCCAGCCAUUUGAGAAUCCCGUGGUGGUACGCGAACCGGACGGAACAGGCAACGUAUUCGAUUUGAUGAACAUAAUACCAUGGGUCAAGAAGCAUGGGACGAAUCCUGUGACUGGGAAACCGCUCGCUAGUGGGGACCUGCUACGACUGCAUUACCACAAGAACCCAACGACUGGACAGUACCAUGAUCCCGUCACGUUCAAGCCGUUCAACGAGCACUCACACAUCGUCGCACUGGGGACAACGGGAAAUGUAUUCAGCUGGGAUACGAUCGAUACACUGUGUAUCAAGACGAAGGCCUGGCGGGAUCUGGUCGACGACAGCGCUUUCAAGCGUUCCGACAUUAUUACCCUGCAGGACCCACACCAUGUUGAAAAGAGAAGAGUAGCAAACUUUGAUCAUGUGUUGAAGCCGGAAGAGAAAGGCAAGGAUGAGGCUAUAGAUAAACCGAAGCCAGCUGCAGUGGUCGCUGGUCCUCGAAAAUCCCAGCAGGCGUACAACGCUGCCGGUUACACGAACAACGCCGCGUCCGCCUCGCUCACGUCUACCGCCUCCGAGCUCACCACCACCAACACCCAGCUGCUCAUCGACGAAGAAGAGUUUAUGUUCGAGCAAAUCUCUGCCGUCACGAAGGAAAAGGACCGCGCACGGAUGAAGGCGUACGUGCGGAUGAUGACGAACAUGGGCGGCUCGCUCAACCUCGAGCUGCACUGUGAUCGCGCGCCCAAGACCUGUUACAACUUCCUCACUCUGGCGCGAAGAGGGUACUAUGAUGGGUGCACGUUUCACAGGCUCAUACCGGGGUUUAUGGUCCAGGGUGGAGAUCCUUUGGGGACAGGAAAGGGAGGAGAGAGCUGCUGGGGAACACCGUUUCGGGACGAAUGGGAUGUCAAGGGUGCAUACAAGCACGACGCAAGAGGAGUAGUGAGCAUGGCUAACCACGGGGCGGCAACGAACGGGUCACAGUUCUUCAUAACGUUCAAAGCUACCCCGCAUCUGGAUAAGAAGCAUACCGUGUUCGGCAAGCUCGUAGGCGGAGAAGACGUGCUCGACCGAAUCGAGGCCGUCCCGACGAAGAAGGGAACCGAUACCCCGUUGAGCGCGAUCAAGAUCACAGGUAUUGAGAUAUUCCAAGACCCGUUCGAGGAAUACAAAGCUCGCUUAAAGCGGAAGUUGGACAGACAAGCGGAGCGUGCAUCCGAGAAAGCUGCGCCAAAAGAAGACGACCGAACGACGUGGUUCGGCACAAAGUUGGGGGAGAAGGGCCAGGGGUUGGACUUGAGCGGCGUGGGCGUGGGAAGGUAUUUGAAGAGAGCGGCGGAGACUCCUCUGGAGAAGGGAGAAGCGCCAGAGAAAAAGAAACAGAAGACUCUUGGAUUCGGGGAUUUCUCGUCUUGGUGA